AUGACACCACCCAGCUUCCUCCCCUCCUUCUCCUCAAAAUCAUCAAAACCCUACUUCAGCCUCCCCCAAGCCGAAGAUGGCGAACCUCUCCAACCCCAGCCAGAGAAAGGGCAGCAACAACAACGACAACGGUCCAUCUGGCCAAGCAAAGUCCUAACCUUCUGGAUCUUCAUGUCCCUCUUCUUCGCCUGCACAACGACCUGGUUAACUGCCGAGCUGCACGCGGUGAGGAAGCAGGGGAGUUUCGCGAGGGGGUUUAGGAAUGAGUUGGACGCCGCCAAACACCUAAUAUCCGUCAAAACCGUUCCCUUCGGCGGGAGCCCUCGCUUCAAGGAAGACGGCACAGAAUACGUACCAGAUAAUGGCGAGGAACAUGAGGCGUAUGUGGGUACGCCGAGGAGGGAGAUUGAUCAUAAUUGGGCUUUGCUGCAUUGGGGCCGGUUCUUUCUCCUGACGGGAGACGAAGCUAGGAGUGCUUGGGGUGAUGAGUAUAAAGAGUUUUGGAGUCCGAAGCAUGGGGGUUAUGUUGCUGCCCUAGAAGUAAUGCACACCCUCCACUGCCUCGACCACAUCCGCAAAGCCUUUUAUCCAGAGCACUACCCCGUAGACAGCGACAUUCACGGCACCCUCCACCGUGACCACUGCCUCGACCACCUGCGACAGACCGUCCUCUGUAAUGCCGAUCUGACGCCCAUCCCGUCGCGGUACUACCCUGCGCUCGGUCAGAAUUACAUCGACUCUGACCGUCCGCACACGUGUCGCGAUUUCGGCAGGAUUAGGGAGUGGGUGAGUGAACGGUUUAAUGGGAGCCUGAAGGUUGAGCCGGCGCCGGGGACUGUAGUGGAUGAUGAGUGGAGGAAUGGAGGGCCUAGUGGGGGAGCGAUGGGGAUGGGGCAUGGGCAUGGGGGACAUGGUGGUAGUGGUGGUCAUGGUGGUGAGCAGGGCCAUGGAGGACAUGGGCUUGGACGGGAUGUCGCUGCCUCUGAUGAGGGUAAGGUUGUUGAGGGUGGGCACGUGCCUCCUGCUCCUGGGCAGGGUAUGUGA
This is a messenger RNA of Sordaria macrospora k-hell, 1044 nucleotides long. RefSeq lists its product as uncharacterized. Gene Ontology annotation, biological process: mycotoxin biosynthetic process. Lineage: Eukaryota; Fungi; Ascomycota; Sordariomycetes; Sordariales; Sordariaceae. The record is from RefSeq and is a predicted model, not a curated record.